Messenger RNA from Caenorhabditis bovis, 3891 nucleotides. The record is from the annotation of a GenBank genome assembly. Lineage: Eukaryota; Metazoa; Nematoda; Chromadorea; Rhabditida; Rhabditidae.
AUGGUAGCGCACGUGGCACGAGAAAUCAGCACUGAGAAUGCGAAUAUCAAGCCAUAUCUGAUCGCCAUAGACAUGUCUUCCACAAUGUUCUAUAUUUCCCAUAUUUUAUUCGGUUUUAUCAAAUACAUUACAAUUGUCGCAAUUUGUGUCAUGCCAAUUUUUAUAGUCAUCGACAAUGUAAGCAUUGCUUUAUUUAUCCUAGUUCUUGCAAUAUACGGAAUCGGAAUUGUUUUGUUUGGAGCAUUGAUCGGAUCCAUUAUCCGAAGUCCCACUAAGGCAUUACUAGUUACUAUUGCAUCAUGGAUUAUUUUGGAUCGUUUGCUAUCCAUUUAUACCCUACGACGGGAAAAAUUUUGGAUUUGUCUAAUGUUUUCGUUCAAUAUUCACAGCGCAUUCGGUUUGGCAAUUGCAAUAAUGAAAGAUCAAAUGGCGAAAGGUGUCGACAUCAGCGUCAUUUCCAUGUUCAACGGAAUGGAAUACCAAUUUCCAAUGGGCUUGGCGGUUGCGAUGAUGUUGAUUGACUGUGUCAUUAUGUUUUCGCUUCUGCUACUCAUUGAAUAUCUUCGAUCAAACCUUUAUUUCUCGUGCUGCUUAAAAGAAAGCGGUGGAGAUCCAGUUUUGACCACUGAUAAUAAUAGGAAAGAAGGCGGACACGAAAAGAAGAGGUCGAUAUCGACAGAAUCGCAUGAAUACAGCACUCUGCUUGUUGCCGAAGUUGACUCGGCUAGAGAAAAAGGAACGUCUGAUAUCAGUGUGCGCGAUCUUGUGAAGAUUUAUUCAAACGGCGAGCGUGCUGUCGAUGGAUUGGACAUUCAAGUGAUGCGCGGACAAGUGUCGGUGCUUUUGGGCCACAACGGGGCCGGCAAAAGCACAACGUUCUCGUGUAUCACCGGAAUAACUAAGCCAACGAGCGGGAAAAUCCGAAUAUGCGGGGAUGAUGUUGUGAGGGAAUUCGAAAAAACACGCCACCACGUCGGAUUCUGCCCUCAAUACAAUCCGAUUUACAACAAGUUGACCGUCAAAGAGCAUCUCCAGCUCAUUCACGGCUUGAAAGACGCGUCUUCGCCGUUUGAGCCGGAUGCGACACAAUUGCUCACCGACAUCAGGCUUGUUUCGAAACAAGACGAGCUCGCCACGAAUUUGUCUGGUGGAAUGAAACGAAAAUUGUGUUUGUGUAUGGCAAUGAUUGGAAAUAGCAAAGUGAUAUUGCUCGACGAGCCGACUUCCGGAAUGGAUCCGGGCGCUCGAAAGGAUGUGCAGAAGAUGCUCGAAAUCGCUAAAAAGAACAAAACCAUUCUGCUAACGACACAUUAUAUGGAUGAAGCGGAACGUCUCGGUGAUUGGGUCUUUAUUAUGUCGCACGGUCGACUGGCGGCGUCGGGAACCUCGCGAUUUCUGAAGCAAAAAUUCGGAACCGGCUACCUGUUGACGGUGGUGUUUGAUGAAACGAAUCGACAGGAGGAGAUGGCUGAGGUGCUGCUGAAAACGUGCAAACGAUUUGUCAAAACUGCCGAAAUGGGCGAAUUUCACGGAAUGCAACUCGAGAUCAUAUUGCCGGAAAAUGAGAAGAGCAAUUUUCCCGAUUUGUUCAAGGCUCUCGAAGCGAUCGAAUCGGAAAAAUAUGAUUCGCCAUCGUUGGAAAAGGCUGGAAUUUCCGACGCGAAAGAACUCAAAAUUACGAGUUUUGGCGUUUCGUUGAACAAUCUCGAACAAGUAUUCAUAUCGAUUGAGGACUCGGUAGAAAAGAAAAGAGCAAAAAAUAGUUUGGACGAAGAAGCUAAUCGAAUGAAAAACUACGAGGCUCUUCAUAAGAUUUUAAAAGGCAUUUUGGACGAUUUGGGCAAAGCAGUUGUUAUGUUCCUACCGUAUACUCCAGAAAACAAAAUGAUACCUGCGAUGAAAAAAAUCAUUGCGAAUUAUGACGAUAUUACAAUUCGAGAGCUGAGACAACAUGAAAAUUUGGAUGAGGUGAUGACGGAAAGUCAAAAAGAGUUUCCAGCUAUUGCAUUUGGUUUCGAAGGUUUCAACACGAUUUACUAUAAUGAGCAGAACUACGCGAUUUAUCCAAUUGCAAUCAACACAUUGUUCCGCGCCCUAAUGCAGACGUUGGAUGCUCGAAACGCGGUUAUCGAGCCAUCCUUGCAGUUGAUUGCUGGAAAACACAAACACACGGAGAACAUGGACAGAUCGCAGAAAGUCGCCGCAGUUUUUAUUCAAGUCGGAAUGUUCGCGUUGAUCGUCCCAUCGUUUGUGGUGUUUCUAAUCGAAGAGCGAGUCGUCAAAUUUGCACAUCAGCAAUUUCUAACCGGCAUCUCACCAGCCAUCUUCUAUUUGGGUUCGCUUCUCUAUGAUCUCGCAUUGUAUUCCGUUGUGUGUGGAAUUGUAACCAUCAUCUAUUUCUCAUUCGACUGGACCAAUAAUCACUUUUUGCUAAUUCUAUUCCUAUGGUUCUUGCUCUAUUUAACAACCGUUCCAUUCGUCUAUGCCAUCUCAUUCUUAUUCACGUCAUCUGGUAAAGCCGUCGGAAUGCUUCUCUUUUGGCUAAUCGUUGGCACGAUGAUUGCCGUUUUCACCGAUAAAACACUUCUGAUGAUAACCGGGAAUCGUGAAGUGAGCGAGAUUUUGACGUAUAUUUGCAAUUUCCUGCUUCCGCUCUUCGAUUUCGCAACAUUUUUGUACGACAUUAGUAUGGACGAAAAAACGAGCAACACGAAUAUGCUCGUUUGGUCGUUGAAUGGAAAACACGUGGUGUUCAUGGCGAGCUUCGGACUCCUGUCGAUCGUGUUGUUCUUCAUUUUUCAAGCGCAACCCGUCCAGAAAUCGAUAACCCAUUGUAUGACAUUGAGAAGUACGGAUGCCGAGGCACCGCCGCCCAAAGUGGAUUUGCCGCAAUGCGAAGCCGUCGAAACUGAAAAACAAUUGGUUCGAAGUGGAAAAACGAGGGAUUGUGUUCUGAUUGCCAAAGACCUUACCAAAAACUAUGGAAACUUUGUAGCAGUGAAUCGAUUAUGUUUGGCGAUUCGUGGAAAUGAAUGCUUUGGAGUUUUGGGAGCGAAUGGAGCCGGAAAAACGACGACGUUCGGCAUUCUGACGGGUCAAAUAUUUCCAUCGGACGGCGAGGUGACGAUUGAUGGAAAAGACGUAUCCGACAAUAUUGUUGUGGGAUAUUGUCCGCAAUUCGACGCCAUCUUCAAGGAUUUCACCGGAAGACAGGCGCUUGAACUAAUCGCCCAAAUGCAUGGCUAUUCGGAUUGUCAAGCCAUCGCGAAUUCGAUUUUGGAUUGUGUUGGAAUGAUGGACCACGCGAACAAGAAAUUCAAGAACUACAGUGGUGGACAGCGGCGAAAAAUAUCGAUUGGUGUGGCGCUCAUGGCGCCGGCCAAAAUAGUGAUACUCGAUGAGCCGACGGCUGGCAUCGAUCCGAGAGCGCGACGCGAAAUUUGGGAGCUGCUCUCGUGGUUCCGACAAAACUCGGACUGCGCCAUCAUGCUCACAUCGCACUCGAUGAACGAAUGCGAGGCGCUCUGCACAAGGAUCGCAGUGAUGGAUCACGGAAAAAUGAUCGCCUUGGGAACAAGUCAAGAUCUCAAAUCGCUAUAUGGUGCCAAUUACACAUUGACGUUGACGCUGAAAAAUAGUGACGAUCGUCAGAAGGUGUGCGAAAAGGUCGCGCAAAAGAUACCGACGGCGGUUUUGAAAACGGCUGAAUCGAAUAUGACACAAAAUUUGAAAUGGACGAUCCCUAAAAAAUCGGGCGAUAAAUGGUCCAAAAAAUUCGAAGCGAUCCAAAAAAUGGCAAAAGAUUUAAAUGUACAAGAUUUUAUGCUUGCUCAAUGCACACUAGAAGAAACUUUCUUGCGGCUCGCUGGACUUGAUUCUGAGCGCGAAUAA